AUGCACUUCGUCCGUGGCUCGCGUUCAUCAAUCUCCGGAGCCCCGAGUACGAGGUCAAUUGGCAAAGUCCUGGACGCCUCUGACGAUGUGAUUGCAGCCACAGCUUCCGGUUUGUUUGCCACGGACCUUGGCCAAAUUAUGGCGAGCUCACUUUUUUCCAACAUGAGAAUGCAAAUUGCCAUAUCGUGGAUCAAGCGCAAAAUGCUUUGGGGGAUCCGUCCAAUUGGCACAAUGUCGACCAGCUGCCAGUCGUGGAAAACUCAUUGCCCAGAGUUGGGGAAAGCAAUGAAGCUUAUCUUGAUGCUUGUGGCCAAAGGCCAAACAAAACCUCCACAAUUCCCUUCACGGCAUAUUCCAGUCCCCUUUUCUCUAGUACUGAUGAAGAUAAUAUUGACAGCGAAACCUGAUAAAGGCCUGGCCAUCAAUUACCGUGUGCUGAGAAUGCGGCUCAGGCUCAGGCCUCAAGGCGUUCGAAGAAGAGAAGAUAAAGUAACAUCCGAUUCGUAUUGGUGA
Molecule: messenger RNA, 513 nt
Organism: Histoplasma capsulatum G186AR
Lineage: Eukaryota; Fungi; Ascomycota; Eurotiomycetes; Onygenales; Ajellomycetaceae
Exons: 2
Coding region: 1-513 (170 amino acids)
Source: RefSeq, a predicted model, not a curated record